Molecule: messenger RNA, 1467 nt
Organism: Yarrowia lipolytica CLIB122
Lineage: Eukaryota; Fungi; Ascomycota; Dipodascomycetes; Dipodascales
Biological process (GO): poly(A)+ mRNA export from nucleus
Cellular component (GO): cytoplasmic stress granule; nucleus
Molecular function (GO): RNA helicase activity; RNA binding; ATP binding
Source: RefSeq, a predicted model, not a curated record
AUGAGUGACCAGGUUUCCGAUAUGCUUGAGAAGCUGGAGCUUCAGAAGGAAAAGAACCAGGCCGCCGCCACCGAGGCCAAGGUCGAGGAGGUGAAGGAGGAUGAUAAGAAGGAUGUCAAGGAGGAGCUUAAUGAAGAUGAUAAGAAGGUGGCCAAGGAGGACGACAAAAAGGAAGACGCCAAGGAAGAGUCCAAGGAGGAUGCCGAGGAAAACAACUUGAUCCAGACGGAAUACGAAGUGCGAGUGAAGCUGGCCGAUCUCCAGGCAGACCCCAAUUCACCCCUGUACUCUGCCAAGCGAUUUGAGGAUCUGGGGCUGGACGAGAACCUGCUCAAGGGUCUGUACGCCAUGAAGUUCAACAAGCCCUCCAAGAUCCAGGAGAAGGCUCUUCCUCUUCUGCUGUCCGACCCCCCUCACAACAUGAUCGGCCAGUCUCAAUCUGGUACCGGUAAGACAGGAGCCUUUUCGCUGACCAUGCUGAGCCGAGUGGACCCCAAUCUCAAGGCCGUUCAGUGCAUUUGUCUUGCUCCCUCUCGAGAGCUGGCUCGUCAGACCCUGGAUGUGGUUGAUGAGAUGAAGAAGUUCACCGAUAUCACUACACAUCUCAUUGUUCCUGAGUCUACCGAACGGGGCCAGAAGGUGACCUCCCAGAUCCUGGUGGGAACUCCUGGAUCUGUGGCAGGUCUGCUACAGAAGAAGCAGAUUGAUGCCAAGCAUGUCAAGGUGUUUGUUCUGGACGAGGCUGACAACAUGGUCGACUCCUCUAUGGGCUCCACCUGUGCUCGAAUCAAGAAGUACCUGCCCUCCUCGACCCAGGUGGUGCUGUUUUCUGCCACCUUCCCCGAGUCUGUGCUCGAUUUGGCUGGCAAGAUGUGCCCCAACCCCAACGAGAUCCGUCUCAAGGCCAACGAGCUCAACGUGGACGCCAUCACCCAACUGUACAUGGACUGCGAGGAUGGCGAGGAGAAGUUCAAGAUGCUGGAGGAGCUGUACUCCAUGCUGACAAUUGCAUCGUCGGUCAUUUUCGUCGCUCAGCGGUCCACCGCAAACGCUCUCUACCAGCGAAUGUCGAAGAACGGUCACAAGGUGUCACUGCUGCACUCAGAUCUGUCUGUUGACGAGCGAGACCGACUCAUGGAUGACUUCCGAUUUGGUCGAUCUAAGGUUCUCAUUUCUACCAACGUUAUUGCCCGAGGUAUCGAUAUCGCCACCGUCUCCAUGGUCGUUAACUACGAUCUCCCCACGGACAAGAACGGUAAGCCCGAUCCCGAGACUUACCUACACCGAAUCGGACGAACCGGACGCUUCGGUCGAUCCGGAGUGUCCAUCUCCUUUGUGCACGACGAGGCCAGCUUCGAGGUUCUCGACUCCAUCCAGCAGUCUCUCGGUAUGACCCUUACCCAGGUUCCCACCGACGACAUUGAUGAAGUUGAGGAGAUUAUCAAGAAGGCCAUCAAGGGUAAAUAG